Messenger RNA from Mus pahari (shrew mouse), 2430 nucleotides. It is a transcript of the gene Kif6, whose product is annotated as kinesin family member 6. The record is from RefSeq and is a predicted model, not a curated record. The transcript has 23 exons. Gene Ontology annotation, biological process: microtubule-based movement. Bases 16 to 2430 code for a protein of 804 amino acids. Gene Ontology annotation, molecular function: microtubule motor activity; microtubule binding; ATP binding. NCBI's taxonomy places the organism in Eukaryota, Metazoa, Chordata, Mammalia, Rodentia, Muridae.
GAGUCUCCGCUGGUGAUGGUGAAGCAGACGAUCCAGAUUUUCGCUAGGGUGAAGCCCACCGUGCGGAAGCAGCAGCAAGGGAUUUACUCCAUAGAUGAAGAUGAAAAAUUAACACAUAGCUUGGAAAUUGUCUUACCCCGAGACCUGGCAGAUGGAUUCGUAAACAAUAAACGAGAAAGCUACAAGUUUAAGUUUCAAAGGAUUUUUGACCAAGAGGCUAAGCAAGAGAUCAUUUUCGAGAUCAUUGCCAAACCAGUCGCCGAGAGUACUUUGGCAGGUUACAAUGGCACCAUCUUCGCAUAUGGGCAGACGGGCAGUGGCAAGACAUUCACCAUCACAGGCGGGGCAGAGCGCUACAGUGACAGAGGCAUCAUCCCAAGGACCCUGUCGUAUAUUUUUGAGCAGUUGCAAAAGGACAGCAGCAAGAUCUACACGACGCACAUUUCUUACUUGGAAAUCUACAAUGAAUGUGGCUAUGACCUGCUGGAUCCAAGACACGAAGCCUCCAAACUGGAAGAUUUGCCGAAAGUGACAAUAUUGGAGGACCCGGAUCAGAACAUUCACCUGAAAAACCUGUCUCUUCAUCAGGCAACAACUGAGGAGGAAGCUUUAAACCUGCUCUUCUUGGGGGACACCAACAGGAUGAUCGCCGAGACUCCUAUGAAUCAAGCUUCAACCCGGUCACACUGUAUUUUCACUGUGCACUUGAGCAGCAAAGAGCCAGGGUCUGCCACCGUCCGACAUGCUAAGCUCCACCUGGUUGACCUGGCAGGGUCAGAGCGUGUCUCGAAGACUGGAGUCGGGGGCCUGCUUCUGACAGAGGCCAAAUACAUCAACUUGUCCCUACACUACCUAGAGCAGGUCAUCAUUGCCCUUUCGGAAAAACACCGUACACACAUCCCCUACAGGAACUCCAUGAUGACCAACGUGCUCAGAGACAGUCUGGGAGGGAACUGCAUGACCACCAUGAUUGCAACCCUGUCUUUGGAGAAGAGGAACAUUGAUGAGUCUAUCUCCACCUGCAGAUUUGCUCAGCGAGUGGCCCUAAUUAAAAACGAAGCCAUUCUCAAUGAAGAGAUUGAUCCCAGACUGAUGAUUGUCCGCCUGCAAAAGGAGAUUGAAGACCUGAGGGCAGAGUUGGCCAUGGCCACAGGGGAGCAGAGGACAGAGGCCCUCACGGAAGCAGAGCUCCUUCAGUUGGAAAAACUAAUAGCAUCCUAUUUGGAGGACCAAGAUCCAGAGAGUAGACUGGAAGUUGGCGCUGAUAUGCGUAAAAUCCAUCACUGUUUUCAUCAUUUUAAGAAACUGUUGAAUGACAAGAAGACCCAAGAGAAUCCUGUUUCCUCUGAAAGCACACAGCAAGCAUGCCAAGAACCAUUGAAAGAUGAGGAAUAUACAAAGCUCCUAGGCCUUCUCAAGCAGAGGGACAAUGAGAUCAAUAUCCUGGUCAAUAUGUUAAAAAAGGAAAAGAAGAAAACUCAGGAUGCCCUCCAGAAUUCAAGCCUAGAGAAAAGCGAAGUCAGGCCACCUCAGAACUCACCCUUCAUCGCUGGGAGCCCAGCGGUUCCAAGGACCCCAUUCUCCUCAGCCCUGAGCCACACCCAGGACCUCAGCAUCUGCAGGCGCAGAUCCAGCUUGCUCCACAAAAAAACAGGGAUGAGAGAGGAGAUGUCACUGGGACGCCAGGAGGCUUUUGAGAUUUUCAAGAGGGACCAUGCUGACAGUGUCACCAUCGAGGACAACAAACAGGUUCUGAAGCAGAGAUUUUCUGAAGCAAAAGCUCUGGGAGAGUGUAUAAAUGAAGCAAGAAGCAAAAUUGGUCAGCUGAAAGAUGCCAUCAACCAGCGGCACCUACAGCAAGUAGCUCUUGGGGUCUCAGAGAACACGGUCCCAGCCUCCACGCCUGACCCCCAGGAGGAGAGACUGCGAGCACAGCUGGAGGAGGAGAAGGGCAGGUACAAAACGACCUUUAUGCGCCUGAAGGCCCUGAAGGUGGAGAUUGAGCACCUGCAACUGCUCAUGGACAAAGCCAAGGUCAAGCUGCAGAAAGAGUUCGAGGCCUGGUGGGCAGAGGAGGCCACCAGCCUGCAGGUAAACUCCCCGGCCACGAACCUCCAGGAUGCCAUGAAGCCAUUUCCCCAGCAGGACCAGACGCAGCUUCUUUUCAAGAAAAGUUCUCGAGACUUGGAAGUUGAAAAUGGAGCUGGCAGGCUGGAAGUCUGUGAUAGGAAUGCCAGAAGAAUCCGCCCCUCCCCUUCCCCCUCCCCCAAUCAGCAAAGCCAAGAGCCCGGUGGCUCCAGGGUCCCAGCGCAAGAUAGGCCCACAUCCUCCAUCCCUCUCACUGGAGACAGCCAGACAGACUCCGACAUCCUAGCAUUCAUCAAGGCCAGGCAGAGCAUUCUACAGAAGAAAUACUUGGGAGAAAACUGA